This is a messenger RNA of Cylicocyclus nassatus, 345 nucleotides long. Lineage: Eukaryota; Metazoa; Nematoda; Chromadorea; Rhabditida; Strongylidae. The record is from the annotation of a GenBank genome assembly.
AUGGAUCCAGUCUAUGAUCAGGUCAGUACUGCCAUGGAAUCGAAAAAGAACCAGAGUAGAAGACGCAACGAAAAACGCGUUCUGAUUCACGGAGGAAGUCUUCUGGCAUCGCUAUCAGCUUCUUUGAUAUGUACGAUAGUCCGAGGACUCGAGAUAGGAAUGGAAUACGAAUUGAUGCGAGUAUUCUACUUCACAGUCUUUUUGUGGGUUCCGUGUACUGACAUAGUAACAACAUUCUGUAUUGUGGCAUCUUUGCGGCAUAGUGUUAACCCAUUCAAGAAAGCACCGAGUAUAAAAACAAGUAUAACUCAAUCAAAGAUUGCUCCUGCACCGUCUCGUCAAUAG